GGAAGUGUGCGAUUAGGUUUUACAUUCUUAAAAAUGGCGUUUAACUAGAUACUUUUGUUUAAAAAAAUAUGUGUUUUCACUGGGGUUUAACAAGAGGGGAAUUAAUUAUGGCUUUCAAAAUGGUUUCAUAGUGAUGAUAUUUGUUUAUGGUUAAGGUCUUGGUCGUUAUUUCAAAAUUUCUAAAUACCAACAUGUCGGGGGAAAACUCUUUGCCUUCGGUUGACGCUAAACCGCAGCCUCCAAGAACCGGAGACGAAUCGUUACAACAACAAACAGGUGAUCAAAGUGUCCCAACUGCAACAACUCCUGGGCAAGAAAUACAAUCGUCGGCCACAACAAGUGCAUUUAGAUUGGAUGUCCCACCUAUACCAGACGACUGGCAUUUUCAGCAAUUUCUUUUAGAGCUUUCCGAUGGACUGACGGACAAUAACCUAGGGAAACUAAAAUAUCGAUUUGCAGGAGCAGGGGGUUUGGGCAAGAAAGUUUUAGAAGAAAUCAAAUCGCCAAGAGAUUUAUUUACAAUUCUGGGAGCCAGAGGAUUUCUUACAAGAGAUAAUCAACUGCUUCUGCAAAAGGCACUUUUUGACAUAGGACGAAUGGAUUUGAUUGAAAAGGGAGUUCAUUAUGCAAAUUCUAAAGGCGAUAUUCCGGUGUUUUAUCCAGAAGCUUCAACCCCAGCAAACGGAUACAGAUUUGUCAAAUGGCAUGUAGAGGGAACAGACUAUAAGGAGUAUUCAAGGGAUCAGAUUCUGUCAUUUCGGGCGAGGGUUGCUAACGCUCUGUUUAUACCCCCGGAAUACGUGUUGAUUGCCGGUGUACAACCUUCAUCUAGUUUACUCAUUGCUUUGAUGAUACCCGAAAGCUACGUGGAACUCUUUCAAAUGAUGCUUGAAAGAGAUGAUGAAUUUUUAGCUUUGCAACGUCUUGGUGUAGAUGUAGUGGAAGUGGGUAGAAAAUCGUACAAUUUGAAAGGAAUAGCUGAUGCUGAGCUAGUAGAAACAGAACAACAAAGCAGACUGACGACGAUUUAUGAGCAAUUGGAAGAGAAGGUUAAAAACUUAGAAAAAACUGAAGUUGAAGUGGUCACACUGAGUAGAAAGGUUGACAAUUUACAGGAAGAACUAAAAGGAAAUGAGAAUAAGAUAAAACUUCUUAAUGUUGAAGUGAAGACUCUUCGGAAAGUCCUCAAACCUAAUGCGAACAAUCCAGUUGUAAGUGAAAUCCUUGAAAAAGCCAUGGACAACUUCAAAUCUGUCCUCGAUGAAGUUGAAAAAACUAAUUAUGACAAGACUCUAAUCGUGAAACUCCUUGACACAAAUACCGAGCUGGUAUCAGUGGGAGGAGCACACUCAUUAGCAAUCAAAGAGAGGGGCUACAACCACGAAAUUGCAAGAUUAAACGCUAUGAUCACACCUCUACAGUACAAGUUAGCCAGAUACCAGUACGCAACGGCCGGAGGGCCCCCAGAAUUUGAUCCCGCGACAGACAAGGCAUUUUUGAAUGUUCUUCAAACUAUGAUCUUUUCGGCUAUUCCAGGUGUUGGAUCCUUUAACCAGACAUUAACACCUGUUGGGGAAGAAAUACUGAAAAACAUAAGCAUGGGACUGAAACAACGGGACAGGAAAACUAUUCUGAAAAACUACACAUGGCAUCCAAAUGAUCCAAUAAAGGCAAGAAUGGAUGAUGAUUCAUCAUGGUUUCUUGCUGGUAUAUUUUACAAAGAAUUGGAAAAGCAUGGCAAUGGAGAGAUUAUUGACUUCGGUCAGUUUUAUGCAAGUCUUCUGUCUGACAUUGGGAGAGCUGAUCUAAAGGAAAAGUUUGUACAGCAACACCCAGAACAUAAACAAAAGAAGAACGUUCCUUACCCAGAUCAAGCGGCCGCAGGUCAAACACCGACGGCAAGCCAACAACCUACUGAAUUUAAACAAAUGAAGCAACAAAUCGCCGAUAUGCAUACCUGGAUGGAAUCAGCCAGGCAAGGAUUUCGAGGAGAAUCUGAGUCGUGGAGUGUUCCAGCUUUCGAUAUUCCUCAAUCCUUCAAAGGAAACGACAGAACAGGCGCCACUGAAGAAACUAAACCUAGAACACAGUCUGAAAAAGACAAAGCUUAAGUAGAUAAAUUAACAGAAACUAGUGUGGGUGAUAAUUUGCGGUAAAUAGUUGAAGCCCGGAAUUAAAUACAUUUUGGUUUACCUAAGCUGAUCCCCUGAUUCAAAAUUAUGUUAGCGUUUAAAUAGAGACACGUUAGAAAUAAUAUAACUGUUGAUAUGCUACGUUGCUCUUGAUUAUUUGGUUUGUUCCGUUUCAACUUCCAUAGUUAAUCCUUAAAUAAUAAAAGACAAAUUACAACCAGGCGUAAAUAGAAAUGCGUAUAUUGUUAAACAUAUUUAAAGUAUAUAUUUACAUUCACCUAGUCCUCUGUAUAGAUACAACUUGACGUUCGUAUUGUAUAACACGCAAGGAGUUAUGACGUCAAUGGUUACUUCAGUACUGCGCUCGAAUCGGAUAAGCGCGACGUCUUUUUACCAAUGAUAAACGACGUUACACAAAUCAGAUAUUCUUUUAUACAAACGUAUGUUGUCGGUUACACUUCUUUAAGAAGAAAUACUCAACUACAGGAGAUACUGCUAAUUUGUAAUCGCAAUGAUUUUUUUUUUGUUAAUCUGAAUAUGGAAUUUGCUCGCGUGCCCUUCUGCGUUCAUACAGCAUGAAACAAAUGUGAUCAAUCCUUAAAUAAUUUGAAGUUUCGUCCAUUUUUAAAGAUGACUGUAAUGUCUGACUUAAGUUUUUUUAUAUAGCCACGUACUGACUUUAUAUCAAUUGUAAAGUUCAUAAAAGCAACUGAAAAAUAGUUACGAACAUGAUUAUGAUAUACGCAACUGUGAAUAAUUGUGUUUAAGCUUGAAAGUAUGUUUGUUUCCGAAGAGUGAAUAUAUGUAUGAUACGUUAUCACUUUUUACUUUAUACAGAUGUAUACUUUCCUUUAUAUUGAUACUGAAUUGUAAACAAGUAUUGUUCAUAAUUGUAUGAUGUUAACUGUAUUUGUAGUAAGAUACAUUAAGAUGCAUGCAUGUUACUCACUGUCAUAACUGUCCAAGUACAAUGUUUGUAAAUAAGUGAAACAUGAACAUAAUAUUUCAUGACCGGUUUGAUAAUUUUAUUUUCAUACAGAGUAGCCCACAUAGAUAAUAAUUUUAAUUAAUUGACGACUUACAAAAAACUAACUCUAAGUGUGGAAUCCUAUAUGCAUUAUAUUUAUUUGUUUGUAAUUUAGGUCAACGCUAACCUUCUUAGUAGGUUUAAUGCCCGGGGGCUUACUUCUGUAGAUUCCAAAUCAUGUCAUUUUGCAACUGUAUCAUUUUGUUGAUGUCGUUUCUUAAAGAACAUCAUCUCGACUCCGUUGGCAGUACUUCAUUUUCACAUGCCCCAUUAUCUUUUUGUCAUAUGUGACAAUUAGUUUCCUUUUUCAAUUUUGAUCUUUACAUCGAUUUGAUUUGAAUGUAUGUCCGUAUUUCCACUUGAGAACAUUAUAAAUAAUUUGUACAACUAUGUACAUUUUGGAUAUCUGGUGACCCCGUUUCACUUGGUAUCAUUUUAAAGAGUUUGAUUUGUAGAGGAGGACUAUGGCAAUGGCGCUUUUUUUACCUUAAAAUAUUGAAAAAUCCGUCUUUUCACUUCCAAUUUCAGCCGAAGUAAAGAACAAAAACACAAACUGCCAUAACCUGAUCUAAAGUGUUUUUGUUUAAUUAUUUACAUAUUGUUAUUACGCAAACAAUAACAUUUAAAAUAAUAAUAUAUAGGGUUACCAGCCAUCUAAAUUUAGCGUUAUUGCUAAAGGCAUAUGGCUAAUGGUCUACCUAUUAGUUUAUUAUUUAAUUAUCAAGUUUCCUGAAGUUAAUGCAUACUUCCAAGAUUCACCAUUUACGUUUUUACUUUAUUCGGGAAUGUUGCGAUAAGAGUGAGGUUGUGCACGCAAACUGGUUUAAAGCCCCAGUACAUUUACAUUUUACUGACCGUUCCAAGGCGGUACCUAACAAUCCUUGAUAAACACUCAUAGUAUACAUAUACUGUGUUGUUUGUGAAGUUUUGUGUUGUAGGUCCAUGUUUCUUGUUUGUGAUUGUUUUGUUGUUGUGUUCUUUGGCGUUUACCCAGUGCCAUUAAACGGGGUUCAUGUUUAAACUGUUGGCUACUGAGCUUGUUUCUGUAGUUUUUCACAUUAAUAUUGAUGAAAUUACUAGCUUAAGUUCACAUGGGAUAACUUAAUUAACACACGCAUAUGGGCUAAAAUACGAAUAAACCAUGACCCGAAUUAAUUUCGAUAUUCUCAAUUUUGUAUUCAAUUUGUUAAAAACAAACAUAAAGGUUAUUUAGACUUAGAGAGAUGAAUUGACAUUUUAGAUCUUAUUAUCUCAUUUCGAAAUGAAUAAAGUUUUUUUAAACUUC
Mya arenaria is the source of this 4444-nucleotide messenger RNA. RefSeq lists its product as uncharacterized. Lineage: Eukaryota; Metazoa; Mollusca; Bivalvia; Myida; Myidae. The record is from RefSeq and is a predicted model, not a curated record. The transcript has 7 exons. The coding region runs from base 147 to 2111 and encodes 654 amino acids. Gene Ontology annotation, biological process: regulation of apoptotic process. Gene Ontology annotation, molecular function: protein binding.